AUGGAGACUCGGGCAGAUAUUCCACCAGAUCUCACCGACGAAGACAAAGCUUUCUUGUUUCAAACUCUCGACGUUGAGCUGAAUUCAGGAAUUUUCUACGCGCUGUUGUAUGGCGUAUACACCGGUAUUCUUGCUGUUACGUUGUGGAAUAUUUUCAUCAAUAAAAUUCGGCCGGUCCGACGAACCUUGGUCGUCAUAAUUAUUCUCCUGCACGCUCUCAUUACUAUCAAUUUUGCUGCCGAUUGGUCAUGUACACGCUCCGCAUUCAUCGAAAACGGGCAAAGUUUUUGGACCGUAUAUUUGAAUCUUAAUGUAACCGAAGCUUCCUAUUGGGAGAUGGAUAUUCCAGCCUUAAUGAGUACCAUUCUUACAGACUCAUAUAUAUGCUGCUGGGUGGUUUGGGGACGGCGCUGGCUUAUUGUUCUGCUUCCAAUCAUUUGCCUAAUUACUGCAACUGUGUCGAAAGUCCUUCAAGUAUAUUUAGUAAACUCCAAUGCUUAUAUGUUGUACGAAGUAUUCCUGAUGCUCUACAUAUCCUUUGUCCUGGCAACGACAUUGUGGUGCACGCUACUCAUCAUUUUUCGCAUUUUGACUGUUACUGGAGUUGGACGCGGAACAGGCGGCCGACUGAGUGUUUAUCGCCGCUUUAUUGGAGUGCUAGUGGAAUCCUCCGCUUUUUAUUCAAUAGUUCUGAUUCUAUACUUGGCUUUAUUCAUUCGCAAUGAUUUUGGGUUUUAUUACCUUGAUGCGAUAGCUAGCAUUGCGAAGGGAGUUGCACCCAUGCUCCUUGUGGGCAGAGCAGCGGCAGGUCAACGCGCCCAACCGAAGAACAUGAUGAAACUUCGGUGGUGUCUACCAUUCGUUUCCAGACGUCUGCGCAAUCUUCUCACCCUUCGCAACCUUCUACUUCAAGCUAUCAGGAAUCCACUAUGCAGAGCACAGUCCCUGAAGUGGACCUUGAAGCUCAACUGGAGCAGUCGGAUGAGUUCGCCGUAUCCGUUGUAA
This is a messenger RNA of Desarmillaria tabescens, 1005 nucleotides long. RefSeq lists its product as uncharacterized. The transcript has 6 exons. Lineage: Eukaryota; Fungi; Basidiomycota; Agaricomycetes; Agaricales; Physalacriaceae. The record is from RefSeq and is a predicted model, not a curated record. The coding region runs from base 1 to 1005 and encodes 334 amino acids.